AUGCUUGCAAUGAAUCAUGAGCCCCCCCCCACGUCGGCUGGUCUCCGCAAUGAUCUCAUCGCCGCGGCGAUUAUUCCUCCCCUCCGAACAGUCCCUCUUCUGCACUCCCACGCUGGCCUCGUUGAGCGUGAUACCCCGAUGACCAACUCUAACAUGGCAUCCAAGCAGACGCUGCAAUCGAAAUACAAGCUCCGGUCCGGCCAUGAGAUUCCAGUGCUGGGCUUUGGGGGCCAGCUGACAGAUCAAAGUCCCCCUUCAACUACAGAAAAGGUGGUUGCAGAAGCGCUGAAAAAUGGAUUUCGACAUAUCGACUCUGCUAUCAUGUACGGCAAUGAAAGGGCUUGUGGUCGUGCCAUCCGGGACUCCGGCCUUGAUCGAUCCGACAUCUUCUUCACCACCAAGAUCCCUCCGGAGUCGAUGGGCUACAGUGAUGCCCGACGUGCGAUUGAGUCGAGUCUACGUGAAGCUGGCCUCGAUUACUUUGAUUUGAUUCUGAUUCAUGCUCCCUACGGGGGCAAAGAAGCCCGUCUCGGGAGCUGGCGGGCCUUAGUCGAGGCUCAAAAGGCCGGCAAGGUCAAAUCAAUCGGAGUGUCCAACUACGGCAUCCACCACCUUGAAGAGCUGGAAGAGUACAUUCAGGGCGGCGGUGGAGGCGAGAUCUCCGUCGGCCAGUACGAACUUCAUCCUUGGCUGGACCACUCGGAUAUCGUCGAGUGGUGUCAGAGUCGAGAGAUUGUCGUCGAGGCCUAUUCUCCGCUCGCGCAUGGGACCCGAUUCCGGGAGCCGGUGCUGGCUCAGAUUGGAGAAAAGUAUGGCAAGUCGCCUGCACAGGUUCUAAUCCGGUGGAGCCUACAGAUGGGAUUUGUGCCGCUCCCCAAGUCUGCAAAGACCCAGCGCAUUCCACAGAAUGCAAAUGUGUUUGAUUUUGCGCUCUCGCCGGAGGAUAUGAAGCUGCUAGACACGGGCGAGUAUAGUCCCACGGAUUGGGAUCCCACGGUGGACGAGGAUUAG
Molecule: messenger RNA, 1011 nt
Organism: Penicillium oxalicum
Lineage: Eukaryota; Fungi; Ascomycota; Eurotiomycetes; Eurotiales; Aspergillaceae
Product: aldo/keto reductase family protein
Exons: 6
Coding region: 1-1011 (336 amino acids)
Molecular function (GO): oxidoreductase activity
Source: RefSeq, a predicted model, not a curated record